Messenger RNA from Maniola jurtina (meadow brown), 4869 nucleotides. RefSeq names its product transcription factor CP2-like protein 1 (gene gem). Gene Ontology annotation, cellular component: nucleus. The coding region runs from base 1664 to 3691 and encodes 675 amino acids. The transcript is spliced from 20 exons. Gene Ontology annotation, biological process: regulation of transcription by RNA polymerase II. The record is from RefSeq and is a predicted model, not a curated record. Gene Ontology annotation, molecular function: DNA-binding transcription activator activity, RNA polymerase II-specific; RNA polymerase II cis-regulatory region sequence-specific DNA binding. Lineage: Eukaryota; Metazoa; Arthropoda; Insecta; Lepidoptera; Nymphalidae.
AAACCAGUACAAUGCGGCGAGUAAAUCAAGCUACACGCUUUGGUAUCGGUUAUUCUGUUGUGACCUAAGUGAUCUAUAGUGUAAAUACUGUGAUUUAGUGCCGAUAGUACACUUUGUUAGUGUAAUUAAGUGAUUCCGUGUAAAAUAUAAAGUGAAACCGCCUUAAAAAUCCACUCAGCACCUUUGGAGUUCUCAACUUCGCAAUUCUGGACUUAGCGUUUCCAUAGAUUAAGUGUGAAUGUGUUAUAAAUAAAAACCUUGCUAGUGGAAGGACCUAAUUUAUACUGAAAACCGCGUUCAAAUCCACUUAGAACCAUAGACAUUUAUCAACUUUCUAGCAUUUUUGGACUUACCUUGGAUUAAAAGUGUAUGUGUUAUAAAUAAAAACCUCUGUAAAAGGUCCUAAAUUAUAGUCAAAACCGCGCUAAAAUCAAAGAAUACAUCGACAAACGUGGAUUACUAUUUCGUUUCAUACAAUUUAUACAGACUAAAAUGACCGUUUGGCGCGAUAACUUGAAAAUACUAACAGGCAAAAGGGUGUUAUCCAAAAAGUACAUAUGGACCUUGAAAUGUGUGAGUGUUUUCUGACAAAGGACUGUGUUAACGGAUUGAAACACUGUCAAAACUUUUAUUAAAGAAGUAAAAAAAAAAGAAAAAAAAGGAGUAGUAAAAAACUUUGUUGAUAAAUCCAUCGUGAAAAUAAUAGUAACUAGUCUUGAAAGAAAAUAUCAAGAUUUUAAAGUAAAGCAGUGAUUGAACCGCUGGUAACUGCGUACGGUUCACCAAGGAACUACUGGGUGAAGAAAAUCGAAUAACUUGGAAAAGGUGUCAAAAAUAGUAAUAUUUUAAAGUAAAGUAACUAAAGAACCGCUGUUGACAUAGCACGGUUCACUAAGGAACUAUUGGGUAAAAAAAAUCUUCUAGGAAAAGUGACAAAAAAAACGAUUUUGAAGUUAAACGGUGAAGAGACUGCUGUUGAUAUAGCACGGUUCACCAAGGAACUAUUGGGUGGAAAAAAUCUUCUAGAAAAAGUGACAAAAAAGAACGAUUUUGUAGUUAAACAGUGAAGGAACUGCUGUUGAUAUAGCACAGUUCACCAAGGAACUAUUGGGUGAAAAAGUAAAAAUAAACAAGAUUUGGUGUAAUACGCUAAAGUUUAGUGUAUAUUAUCAAUAAGAUUAAUAUAAUCUUAUGUUUAUCGCUUGGUGAAGAAAAUUCCAGUAUAAACUUAGAAGAAAGUAAAAAGAAAAACAAAUUCAACAUGGCUCCAAUGGAUAUGUAAUACUUGUGCUUUUUGCACAAGUUAAGCAUGCUUUGAAAUUGAAGUAUGUGUGGCGCACUUGCCUUUAAACAUAGAUGAAGAAGGAAAUUACAAAGUCAAGCCAAAGCGCCAUCAAAUCAUAAUUGGACAUUUAUUGUUUUCUUUGAAUAAAAUACAUAAACAAAAACUUAAAGUUAAGACAUGAAAACCUACAAAGUUUUUCACAAAAAUAAGCAAUAACUUUAUCGCUUUUACCGUCUAAAAUUUCACCAAGAAACUAUUGCGUGAAUUGAAUACAGCAUAAUUUAGCUAUCACAAGUGAUAAUAAAAGUGGGAGACAAUUGGACCACUACUGCCAUCUAGCGGUUCACCGACAAACUAUUACGCGAAAGCAAAUCCAACAUGGUAGAAGACACUCUACAAUCUGGUCACAUAUCGGCGGCUGCUGUGCUGCAAUUCGCGGCCAAGGAAGCAAUGGAGGGGCGGAGGUUGGCGGAAUUUGGCGCCCAUGCUUUCACUGGCAUCGCUUAUAACCCUUACGCAACCCUCGGCGAUAUGGGUGGAAGCGGUACCAGUUCAUCAUCUUCGCACAUGUCCCCUGGAUGGACCACCAAUGACCUGGACUUGGACUUAACCGGAGAACUGACUAUGGGCGAUGCAUUGGGCGCGCUGUCCUGCGCGCUGCCAGGGCUGCCAGGGUUCAAGCAGGAAGCCCUGUCUCCCCCAGGGAACGUGCUGGCCAACCCACGACGCGCUUGGCUUCCACGCAGAGCUGAUGAUAACAGACAGAUAACCAACAUGGUGGUGGACAACCGUGACCUGGACGACGGCUGCCAGCAGUCGUCGCCUCACAAUGGCGUCAUGAUGAACUCACAUUCCAGUCCAGAAAGUAUGCAGUGCCAACCGAUGCCAAUGAUAAUGCCAGUGAAUGGCUACCACUCGCCCAAUAACCAGGAGAACAAAGGUUUGUUGAUGUGCUCGCCUAACUCCCUGGACAGCUUUCUGCACUCGCCGACCCGCUCCGAAACCUGCUACAAAGAUGAUAACAGAUUCCAAGAUCUCCAUUUAUAUUCCAGAUUCCAGUACGUGCUAGCGGCCGCCACGUCCAUAGCCACCAAACAGAGCGAGGAAACCCUGACUUAUCUCAACCAGGGGCAACCCUACGAGAUAAAACUGAAGAAGCUGGGAGAUUUGGCGCCUUACAAGCAAGAAAAGAAGAUUUUCAAGAGCGUCAUCAAAAUCUGCUUCCACGAGCGUCGCCUGCAGUACAUGGAGCGCGAGCAGAUCGCGCAGUGGCAUGCCGAGAGACCCGGGGAGAGGAUCAUAGAAGUAGACGUACCACUGUCGUACGGGGUGACUCGUGUGGAACAACCGACGUGUUUGAAUGCGUUGCACAUCUAUUGGGACCCUACAAAAGAUGUAGGCGUUUACAUCAAGGUGAACUGCAUAUCAACAGAGUUCACAGCGAAGAAACAUGGCGGCGAAAAGGGGGUGCCCUUCCGUAUACAAGUGGAAACCUACCUCGCUAACGAAGAGAACAGGCUCCACGCCGCUGCUUGCCAAAUCAAGGUGUUCAAACUGAAAGGUGCGGACCGCAAACAUAAGCAAGACCGCGAAAAGGUGCUGCGGCGACUGCCCAACGCCCACGAAAAGUACCAACCCGGCUGCGAAGCGACCGUGCUUACCACUUUGUCAAACGACGCAUUGCUACCGCCGCCAUCGCUGGUCACCGCCUCACCACCGUACUCUCCAGAGAUGUGUGUUUCUCCAAAGGCUAUUCCAAGCCCCGUGUUGCCCAACAAGCCUGUAAUAUCACAACCUGCGAUUCUUGCUUCAAACAACCAGAUGAAACCACUAUACUGCUCUGAUGGCGGUGAUGUGAAGGUGAACAGUCCACCCUGUCACUCCCCGGGAGCUAUUCUGCCAGACCUGCCACAAGCCGCUGAAGAUCCUGAUAAGAACUGUGGUCUGUCAAAGGACGCCACGGCCCAGGAGACUCAGACAUGGCUGACCCGACACCGCUUCACACAACACGUGUCAACAUUCACCAACUUCUCUGGCGCAGAUUUGCUGAGAUUAUCGCGAGAUGACAUCAUACAGAUAUGCGGUCUGGCUGACGGAAUUCGCCUAUUCAACGCUCUGCAUGCCAAACGCAUCGAGCCACGUCUGACGGUGUAUGUCUGUCCUGCGGGCUGCAACGUGUACAGCGCGCUUUAUUUGCACGCUUGCCGCGCUGCUGAACUUUUACACAAGCUGAGGACUCUUCUACCACCCACUGCUAAGGAAUGCGAAACUGUACUGGUAUCCGGACCGAACGGCGCGCCGGUACGCUUAACCGACGAGUUGGUACGACACUUACCAGAUAACUCUACGUACCGGUUGGAGAAGCUUGAGGAAGAUACGCUACUUCUGAGCCCCACUGGGAACUGACACGAGCCUCAAUGUGAUGUUACUGAGAAAUUUACUCGGACGUGAAAAGAUGAUAUGGUUAACUUCGUUAACCCUGUUAACUUUGAUUAAACAGCUCAUUAAGUGACAGGGCAACGUUGAGCGUAUAAAGAAUGUAAAGAAAACGCAUAUUUAACAGCAUUAACCAUGAUUAAGCCUGUUGACCUUGGUUUUGCAGCUCACCAAGCAACAGGGGAAUAUUGAGCUUAUAAGAAGAAGUUGGUCAAAUGUAAGGAAAACUCAAACACCACCGUAGUUAACCAUGGUUAACCGCCAUUAAUUAGUCCUCUGAAGGGACGUGGCCUAUAGACAAUGUAAAAUGUAGUAUGAUUAACGUGAUUAUCAUGGUUAACCAGGUAAUGAUAAUGUAAAUGUAAGAAAAUUGUAUGGUUAACUUUGUACCAUACAAUAUUAACCUGAUUAAAAUUAGGUUAACCAUAAAUCCCGGCACGCUUAACCGAUGAGCUGUACAUUUACCGCACAACUUUACGCACAGCUUAAAGAAGCUUGAACAAGAUACUUUAUUUCUGAGUCCCACUGGAAACUGACACGAGUCACAAUGUGAUUCUACUGAGAAAUAGGUCCGUGUAGGACGUGACAUACGGUUAACUUCGGUAAAUACGGUUAACCUCGUUAAAUUUGUUCAAACAGUUCUCUAACGUUGAGAAAUAUAUGAUGAAAAAGAUGUAGAUAGACUAUAGAAAAUGUAAGAAAAUGGGUAUUUAACAACGUUAAUUAAGCUGGAAGCGACGGGCCUGCCCGCGAAAUUCAAAUUUAAUUUGGUUUUUCGCAAUUUGUAAACUAUUACGACAACGCAGGCUUAUGGCAUUUUAAUUGCGACAAUGGCAGUAUCAUCCUCACAGGUUUAUAUAAAAAUCUUUACUUGAAAAGGUCCAGUUUAAGAAGCUCUAGUAUCAACUAAUUUCUGAGAAUAGUUGAAUUUCAAUUUCGCGGGCAGGCCCGUCUCAUGCCCCAUGGAGGGGAAAGGGGAAUAUUAGUCAUAAAGCAAAACUUUGCUAAUAUUCUUUAUAAAAAAAAUACAUUGUGAACUUUAAAAAAAAAUACAUCUUUUUUUUUAAUCGCAUUUUUGUGGUAUCUAUCACCUACCACCACUUCGUCUGUGUUGGUGUUAGCUGGCGGGCGUGCUCUGCCUUUUUGGA